AUGGCAACUGAAAUUACUCCACCAGGGAGUUUCCAAGAGCUUCCCCUGACGCUGCCGCUUACGAAAGAGAAAUUGUUGUCGAGGAGUGCUCAACGCGUGCUAAACUCUUUUAAGCUCCAUCGGGCAGGCCAGAGGCCACGAUUUUGGUGGCAGCACCAGCUCGCUUUAGACGAUUAUACAGAGGCUUUGCGUGCAAUAGAUGGUGACGAUCUUCUCAGAGGUUACGUUGAAGACAAAGUGAGGUACGACUACGAUCCUUGUCGUUCCUGUCUGACUAUCCGAAUGCCAAGUCCUCUCCACGAUGUUUUCUGUGCAAAGAUAGUGGAGGAGAUUUCAAGACAACUGAAGCAAUAUGCACAGAAAGAGAACCCCUGCGCUGAUUUCGCGAAAGAGGUUGAUCAUCUUGCCACCUCCCGAAUCAUGAUACCCGACGAGACAGGAGAUGGAAAGCAGAUGUUUUCCAGGCGGGAGCCAGACACAUCAUUCAAGCACCGGCGAGCACGCUACCCCGGUGUCAUUAUCGAGUACAUCCUGAACACAGAUGGGAGCGUGAAUGCGGUGGUUGCCCUUGAUAUUGAUUAUAAAGGGUCCAAGAAAGCGACUAUAACUGUUUGGCGACCGGAAUACACAACCUUGGAUGGCGCGGAGGAGCUUCAGGCGACUGCUAUGGUCGAGGCGCUGCCAUUUCGGACAGACUCUGGACUUCCAGCUGAGGAAACAGCGCUUCGACUGCCUUUGAGGGACUUCGCAACCGAGGAACUCUCACGGGGUGGAUUCGUUGUGAAGGACCUAUGCCUCCCGGACUGGGCGGCGUUGAGGGCUCGCAUUGCGCUUCAAGCAACAAUUUUCCUCUACUUUGUCUAA
Messenger RNA from Penicillium alfredii, 864 nucleotides. RefSeq lists its product as uncharacterized. Bases 1 to 864 code for a protein of 287 amino acids. Lineage: Eukaryota; Fungi; Ascomycota; Eurotiomycetes; Eurotiales; Aspergillaceae. The record is from RefSeq and is a predicted model, not a curated record. The transcript is spliced from 5 exons.